AUGCAGUGGUCGACGUCAGGCCAAGCGCCAAGCCAGGCUUUCCAGUCGAACAAGCGGCGAAAACUCGUUCCUACGAUUGAUCCUGACAUGCUCGAGCCACUUAACUGCUUUUCGGAUAUGCUCGCUGAUAUGAACAGCGAUGAUCCUGUCAUUCGAUCCCGUGCGGCCGAGCAGCUUACAGUAUUAUCACCUUUAAUGCAACAACUCGCCUUUGCAAAGAACGUCGCCGGCGUCCAUUAUGCUGCUAGGGAUUUCAAAACCCUUGGAGUGGCCUGUACUGUUCUGGAGAUCACACAUAACCCGAUGGAUCUUUGGAAUCCGCCAGACAUCGAUAACUCUCCCUCGGCUACCUUGUCUCCUAAUGUAGACAGUGUCAUUCACCAACUCCAAAUCUCAGAAUACCACAGAAUCGAUAACUCAGAAGCUUCUGUACGCGUCGUUAUCGAGCUAAUCAUUCUUGACCGGCUCCAUCACCUUUCUGAUAAAGGGUCGCUCGAACAUCUACAGCUCUAUCCGGAGGUAGAUAUCAAUCUUUUACGCGGCAAUGCGUAUAUCACUGGCCGUGCCGACUGGCUACUUUGCCAUGAUGACCCUCAAUAUGGCUUUGAUUCGGCGUUGAUUGCUAUAGAGGCUAAGCGGAGUUGCGAGUUUUCCUGUGCCGACCGUCAAAUGGCUACAUAUCUCGCAGCUGUGCAGGACUGUCGGGCCAAAAUCGCAAAGAUCCAUGCUGUUGCUUUCGGAAUCACGACGGAUAGUACUAGAUAUCAGUUCUGGUUCAUGGACUCGGAACGGCGGCUUUUCUCUUCUGUGGUAUUUGAUUGGCGUCUCGACAAGGCCAAAAUUAUCGCAUGGAUCGAUAAAAUGCUCGCCGAGGCGAUUGAGGCCUCCCCACUAACAACGCCAACUCUGCGACGGAAUGUCUCUCUACGUAACUGGGAGAAGGACUCCCGACUGCGUCAGCUUUUGGGUUCUGAAUCAGAUGAUACACCUUUAACUGAGGGACUUCCGUUCGAUAUCAGUGUUCCAGGCUCGUGCCAGCUUAUCGGGCCUGCGUGGUAUCAAGGACGAAAGGUCAUGGUCGUCGAAUAUGAUGAAGAGGAGGAAUUGAGUGGCAAAAAUUGA
Molecule: messenger RNA, 1122 nt
Organism: Penicillium griseofulvum
Lineage: Eukaryota; Fungi; Ascomycota; Eurotiomycetes; Eurotiales; Aspergillaceae
Exons: 1
Coding region: 1-1122 (373 amino acids)
Source: RefSeq, a predicted model, not a curated record